Pocillopora meandrina is the source of this 1669-nucleotide messenger RNA. NCBI's taxonomy places the organism in Eukaryota, Metazoa, Cnidaria, Anthozoa, Scleractinia, Pocilloporidae. The record is from the annotation of a GenBank genome assembly.
AUGGAUCUCUCAAAAGAAGCUUGGAGAUUUCUAAAAUCUAUCUUCAACCCACAAUAUACAUCUAACGCAUCAACGUACGAGUUUCCGUCGGAUUAUGACGUUGGUGAGUAGAAUUUGAAGGAAAAAAACUAGAGAGCAGAAUGGAAUACAGAAGUAUAUUUUCGUAAAGGAAAUCCCAAUGGUAAUCAGGUCAAUUUACAUAUGCGGCUUACAGAAAACUCUAGCAUACUUCAAAGGGAUAUUCUUCUCAGGUCGAGGGCUGCAAGUCUGCCUCAUACACAAAUUGAGUUUUUUAAUCAGCAGAUUGUAUUGAUAAGACUAAGAAAGCAUACAGUGUGUGGAUAAGUAGAUUAUGGAUUAUUGAAAAAAACUAAAGGAGGUAGGGGUGAAAGGGAAUGGAAGUGUGCCAUCAUGUCCCCUUCGUUUAUUGAUAGAACUUGGCAGCUCGAUUAGUGAGAAAAGGCCUGUACUGAAGAAUAGAGGCUGUAGAUUUUGAUUUUUAUUCAUUGAAUUCAAUUCAAAUUCAUCUCAUUAACAGACCAAUGCAUGUGUGACGAAAACAGACUAUGAGCUGAGGGAACCGAUACGCCAUAAAUGCCCCUCAAACAUUGGUAAUUAUUUUUUAUAUCUAACUUUAGCGAACGGUCAUGAGUAUUAACGUUUUGCACAUCAAGCCAUCAAAAGCGUGAAGUGUGAAAGGUCACCACUGAGGUUUACUCUAAAAAAAAAGCCCCAGUUUAUACAUUCCCUAAAUUUUACAAGCAAAGAUACGGAUGGUGGAAUAAAUGUAAGAGUUAAACAAAAAUAUCUAUCUUGAAUUUACCUCUCCUGUUAAAAAAAUCGAUGUUGAAAUAUGUUUUAUUUUACAUAAUGAUACAGUAAGCAAAGCCGCUCGAUCUCGCUUCUGAGCGUUGCAACUUUUCCUGAUUUUAGCUAUCAAAAUGAUGAUAUAGCUAUAGACCUUAAGGCUCCAUCAUCUUUCUAGUGUUUUAAAUUGUUGGAGUAUUAAUAGCGCAAGAGCAUGAACCCCUUCGUUUUGAGAGAAAUUGAAAAUAUCAAUGCAAACGAACCAUCAGGUCUAAACUACAACAGAUCGCAGCUUUCUUUUUUUUUUUUUUUUGAUUCUCGCAUCUAUGGUCCGAUACAUAGCUUAAUGUGUGAAUUGGAGGGAUGAUCAUUCUUUGACUUAAGAUAUUCAUUAAUGAAGCAUUAGAUUUCAGAAGUACCAGCACAGAGAGAAAGUGUUUAGAUUCCUUGAUGCUUAAGCCUUGAACGUAAUACCGAUAUAAGUGACCUUUAAAUUCGGUUAGUUUUAUAGCUUAUAACUUUUUAAGUUGGAAAUAGCGCGGGGGAGGGGGACGCGAUGUUUGAUCGAGCGGGUACUCGGGUACUAAUGUUCUAAUCAUGUCUUGUCAACCCGAAGAUUUAUAACGGCCUCAUACACGAAAGGGCUCUCUGCGCAGGUUCAGCUAAAGGAGGAGUGGGACCGUGUCAGUUUGACAGUGGAGGACCGCUGGCGUGUCAAGAAAGUGGGUUAUGGUACCUUUCUGGCGUCGUUUCGUGGGGAGUGGGGUGCGAAGAGCCCAAUAAACUCGGUGUGUACAGUGAUAUGAGUGUUCUGAUGGAUUGGGUGAAAGAUAUGGUUGUUGCAGACGCUAGUUUCAUUUGA